Messenger RNA from Zea mays, 852 nucleotides. RefSeq lists its product as uncharacterized. The transcript is spliced from 3 exons. The record is from RefSeq and is a predicted model, not a curated record. Lineage: Eukaryota; Viridiplantae; Streptophyta; Magnoliopsida; Poales; Poaceae. The coding region runs from base 30 to 731 and encodes 233 amino acids.
UAUGCAAACAUGCUCUUAGAGUCUACAAUAUGAAUGGAGUAUAUAAUUUGACAUCCCAAUAUAUACUGCCUAGAUGGACAAAGUAUGCUAAAAGUGGAUUUUAUAUUGAAAAAAAACAAGGAACCGAGGAGGGAGAUUUGAAAACACAGGCAGCACUUAUAUCUCGACAGGCCACAACUCUUGCAUUGAAGUGUUCGUCAUCAAAAGAACUUCUUGAUAAGUUGCAGAAAGCCAUGUAUGACUUCAACUUGGAAGCAGAUACUUAUCUAAGUGAGAUGCAUGAAAAAUCCAAUGAGAUUCCCCCUACUCCAAAUGAAUGUGUCCGACAACCACUAAAUGGUGUAAUAUCAUUCAAAAUCCCUCCAGUCAUAAAAGGUCCAAAGCAAACACGUUUUAAAAAUGUUCUUGAAAAGAACCCAGGGAAGAAGAAGAAGAAGGGUGCCCGGAAGAAAGGUGACGGUUUGGAACAUGUUGAUAUCGAAACAAGAGACGAACAUGCUGAUGCAAACCUAAUUGAUUUUAAUGUUGGUGCAUCUUCAACCAUGAAUGCUCCUUUCGUCCAAGGUGGAUAUGCUAAUGUCACAAUGCCCCAGUUCAAUUUAUUUGCAAAUCCUUCUGCAAUGGCUCCUCCAUACAUACCAGGAGGGUACACAAGUCUCUUAAUGGGAGUUGAUCAAGAUGAUACAACGCAAGCUGCUGUUAGGAAGUUACAUUUUGAUGAAUCUAUGUAGACAUGUUCUCAUGAAAUGAACCAUAAUGUUUUGUAAACAUGAAUUUAUUUUGCUGUCAUGAAAGUAAUCAUUUUGGAUAUUUGGUUUCCCAACAUUAAUUUAUCUUGGCUGUGAUUUAUGU